AUGGAGGGCGCUUCGUCGUCCGCCGCCACCGCGGCGCGGGGCCGCGCGGACGAGGUGGGGUCGGUGAUGGCUGAGAACCGGCAGCGGCUGGAGGAGCGCGGGGAGCGGCUGCGGCGGCUGCAGGACAAGGGGGCGGAUUUAGAAGAGAGCGCGGCCGGGUUCGCUGAGCUGGCGCGCCAGCUGGCGGAGAGGGAGCGGCAGAAGGCGAAGUGGUUCGGGCUGGGGUGA
Molecule: messenger RNA, 228 nt
Organism: Monoraphidium neglectum
Lineage: Eukaryota; Viridiplantae; Chlorophyta; Chlorophyceae; Sphaeropleales; Selenastraceae
Exons: 1
Coding region: 1-228 (75 amino acids)
Source: RefSeq, a predicted model, not a curated record